CUAUUGAGGAUUGUUCACAGUCAUGUCAGACGCUUUGUCCUUCAUGGAGGAGGACUUGACAUGCAUCAUCUGUUGUGAUGUCUUCACUGAUCCGGUAACUCUGAAAUGUAGCCACAGUUUGUGCUCUGAAUGCCUCCAGCGUUUCUGGACGACUCAAGAAGAGCCGCAGUGUCCGGUCUGCCGUAAGAAAUGCUCAAGCGACGAACCCACCAAGAGCCUGGCAUUCAGAGCGCUCUGUGAAACCUUCAAGACGAGAAAACCCACAGCUGUUUCAGGAGACGUUUGUCCGCUGCAUCAAGAGACACUCAAACUCUUCUGCUUUGAUGACAAGAAGCCCAUCUGUGUGGUGUGUUACACUUCAAAGAAGCAUGAAAAUCACAAGUGUUCUCCUGUCAAAGAGGCUGCUGGGAAUUUAAAGGAGCAAGUAAAAGAAAAAAUGGGCAGACUUGAGGUGACCCUCGCUGACUUUAAGAAAGCCCAUGAGAGCUGUGUGGAAGAGGCUGAGCUCAUUAAGGAACACACCAGUGUAGAAGAAAGCAAGAUCAAGAAGGAAUUUGAGAAGCUCUAUCGGUUUCUUAGAGAGGAGGAAGAGAAACGGAUUGGAGCGUUGCGUAAAGAAAUGCAAAAUCGAGAUGAGAAACUCAAGGCCAGAAUGGAGGAUCUGUCCGCACAGAUGUCAGAUCUGUCUGAGAGGACGGCAACUCUCUGGAAGCACUUGGAAGCUGAAAACAUCACUUUUCUCCAGAAUUACAGGGAUGCAUUGAAAAAAUUCAAACACCCAUCAUCACCAGACUUGACCCCUGAAAUGGAGGAAUUUCAACACCAUCCCAUUCAGACACUGAUCUUCACCACCUGGGCCAGAAUGCAGAACCUUGUGGAACAGCCUCCUGUGACUCUGGACCCAGACACAGCAUCAGAUAAACUGAGGGUGUCACAGGAUUGCACCAGUGUUCAGUACAUGCAAAAUAAAAUUAAAGUGUCUGAUAUCCCAGAGAGGCUGUAUGUGGGAGUGUUGGCCUCAGAGGGCUUUAGCUCGGGUCUGCACUGCUGGGACGUGGAGGUGGGAGACAACGACCACUGGACACUGGGAGUGGUGGGGGAAACAGUGAACCGCAAAAAACUUUACAAAAUGGAUCCAAUGAGGCGUUUUUGGUGUUUCCGUUACGUGGAUGGGAGAUACAAGAAAGGUCAUAAACCUGCCAGAGAUAUUGAUGAUGAUGAUGAUGAUGAUGAGAGGCCGAGUAUCAUCCGACUGCAGCUGGACUUUUACAAAGGACAGCUGAGAUUCAUUGAUCCCUUCAGAAACCGAAUUUUGUGCUCCUACGAAGGUGGAUUUCCAGAGAGGGUGUUCCCAUAUUUCUGCACUGGAGACUUGAGCACGCCACUUAAUGUUUUUCCAGCAAAUCAACAACAACAGUGAACCACAACUAA
Messenger RNA from Rhinichthys klamathensis goyatoka, 1431 nucleotides. Its product is annotated as zinc-binding protein A33-like. Lineage: Eukaryota; Metazoa; Chordata; Actinopteri; Cypriniformes; Leuciscidae. The transcript has 6 exons. The record is from RefSeq and is a predicted model, not a curated record. The coding region runs from base 23 to 1420 and encodes 465 amino acids. Gene Ontology annotation, molecular function: protein binding; zinc ion binding.